Spirodela intermedia is the source of this 132-nucleotide messenger RNA. Lineage: Eukaryota; Viridiplantae; Streptophyta; Magnoliopsida; Alismatales; Araceae. The record is from the annotation of a GenBank genome assembly.
AUGCAUCUCGGGACGCUUGUUGUGCAUGUCUUGAAAGGCACCGCUGCAUUAUCAUGCCGCCAGGCACCCCUGCCACCAUGCCAAGAGGCAUAUGUGGCAUCAUCUCACCAUGCCGUGCUGUGCAUGUGCUGA